Molecule: messenger RNA, 537 nt
Organism: Darwinula stevensoni
Lineage: Eukaryota; Metazoa; Arthropoda; Ostracoda; Podocopida; Darwinulidae
Source: the annotation of a GenBank genome assembly
GCAGGACGAGCCCAUACCCUCAUUUUGACUGAGGAUGGUAUUGUCUGGAGCCUUGGAAACAAUGGUUAUGGUCAGUGUUGCCGUCCCAUCAUAAAAGACGAAGACUAUCUCAAGUCAAGCACAAUCCAUCUUAUUCAUGGUCCAUGGGACAGUGAUGACCCCAUCACAAAUGUCACCUGUGGCCAGGAUACCAGCUUUUUCCUCAGCAAGAAGGGUCGAGUGUUCUCCUGUGGUUGGGGUGGAGAUGGUCAAACAGGACUAGGGCAUUGCAAUAGUGUCAGUCAUCCUAGUCUCAUUAAGGGGGAUAUUGAGGGUGAACGUAUCUCCAAGAUCUCUUCUACCUUUGACACCGUCUUAGCCCUUAGUGAGAAGCAGGAAGUGUUUGGCUGGGGGAAUUCUGAGUAUUGUCAGCUGGAGCCAGGUGGAAUCAAAGAGAUGAGUUGCAAUGUCCCUGUUCAAUUGAAGUUCCAGCCAGAAAUUGGGAAGAUAGUUGACAUUGCAGCUGGUGGCUCCUUGGUUGCAGUUCUCAAUGGUAAG